Messenger RNA from Sipha flava (yellow sugarcane aphid), 3062 nucleotides. Its product is annotated as aminopeptidase N-like. The transcript is spliced from 14 exons. Gene Ontology annotation, molecular function: peptide binding; metalloaminopeptidase activity; zinc ion binding. Lineage: Eukaryota; Metazoa; Arthropoda; Insecta; Hemiptera; Aphididae. The record is from RefSeq and is a predicted model, not a curated record. Gene Ontology annotation, biological process: peptide catabolic process; proteolysis. Gene Ontology annotation, cellular component: cytoplasm. The coding region runs from base 254 to 3022 and encodes 922 amino acids.
AAAAGUUUUUAUAUUUUUAAAACUGGUCGUCCGUAAAAGUUUAAGAACAACUAAAAAAUAAUAUAAUAAAAUAAAAUAUAACAUUUCACUCGGUUUUGUAACUGUUAACCAUCGAUUAUUUCGUCCAUGACCUCUAAACGUACACCGGUUUAGUAUUUUCACCGUCAACCCGCGUGUACUUAACCUGUUAGGCAGCGUAGGUGCUAAUUUUAGUAGUGGCUCGAUCGUGACCAGAUUACAGUCAAACCAAAACAUGCUCUCUCUCAGAAUGGAGUUUAGAGGAUACGUUGAAAUGAGAUUUGCCGUCGCGUUGUUCCUCGUGUUGGGAGCGGCGUUCGCACGUUCUCAAGAAGUUCCAGAGUACAGACUGCCGACCACGUUCAAACCCAUCAGCUAUCGGUUAGAUGUGACCACGCAUUUAGAGAAUAAGUUCACGUUCGAAGGGGUAGUCGAUAUAAAAAUAACCUGUUUGAAAGCCACCAACACCGUGGUGUUGCAUUCGAACAAUCUGAACAUCGACACCAAAGGCGUCGCGGUGUCCGACGGCGGGGGAAAGGUAGUCCCGGUCACCGGUGUGGGGUUCGUUACCAAAACCGAACUGAUGCACGUUAAAUGUGCCGAGAAAUUCAAGCCCGGCAACGAAUACGUGCUGACCGUACCGUUCAUGGGAAACAUUACCGACGAUCUGGUCGGUUACUACAGGAGUAGUUACGUCGACAAGGAGACAAAUCAAACGAGGUGGCUAGCAGUGACCCAAUUCGAACCGGCCGAUGCCAGGAGAGCUUUCCCGUGUUUCGACGAACCCGCGUUGAAAGCUACUUUCAAAAUAAGACUAGGCCGUAGAAAACAUUUGACGUCGGUCAGUAACAUGCGACUGCUCAAGUCCACGCCUAUGCCUUCGAAUCCGGACUACGUCAUCGACGAGUUCGAAGAGUCCGUGCCGAUGUCCACUUAUUUAGUGGCGUACAUGGUAUCGGAUUUCGCUUACGUGGAAUCGAAGAAUCCAGAGGAAGAAGUGAAAUUCAGAAUAGUAGCCAGAAAAGAUGCCAUCGGCCAGACCGAACUCGCCAAGAACGCAGGACCGUUGGUUUUGAAAUACUACGAGGAUUACUUCGACGAAAAGUUCCCACUGUCCAAACAGGACAUGGUGGCCAUACCGGACUUCUCUGCCGGCGCUAUGGAAAAUUGGGGUCUCGUUACCUAUAGAGAAACGGCAUUGUUGAUUGAUCCAAACGUUGCUACUAUUGAUAAUAUCCAUCGAGUAGCCGAAGUUAUCGCUCACGAACUAGCUCACCAAUGGUUCGGCAAUCUCGUUACGAUGAAAUGGUGGACCGACCUUUGGUUAAACGAAGGAUUUGCCACGUACGUUGCAGCUCGUGGUGUGGACUACUUAUACCCGGAGUGGAAUUCUUUCCAAUUGGAAAACGUACAAAACUUUUUACAAGUCUUGGACCUGGACUCACUUCAAUCGUCGCAUCCCGUGUCGGUCACGGUCGGACACCCCGAUGAAAUAGCUCAGAUUUUCGACACUAUAUCAUACACAAAGGGGUCAUUUUUACUGCACAUGAUGAACACGUUCCUAGGCGAAGAAACGUUCAAACAAGGUAUUCGAAAUUACAUUGACAAACACAAGUUUUCCAACGCAGAGCAAGACGACCUGUGGAGUUCAUUAACGGAAGAAGCUCACAAAGAGGGGAGUUUGGAUCCAAACAUAACAGUGAAAGAGAUCAUGGACACGUGGACGUUGCAGACGGGCUAUCCCGUGUUGAAAGUCGUCCGGGAUUACGCUGCUGGAUCAGUUACAUUGAAACAGGAACGGUUUCUGACGAUUCAACCGAAUAGUACGGAUAAGAAGAGCUGUUGGUGGAUACCGCUCACGUGGACAACCUCUUCGGUGGCCGAUUUUAGCCAGACAAAAGCAGAAUCGUGGUUGAAUUGUAACACCAAGAAUUACACAAUUCCGUUGGAAAUAGAUGACGAGUGGGUUAUAUUCAACAUGCAAAUAGCCGGUUUGUACAGAGUCUCGUACGAUACACGCAACUGGAUGGGUAUCAUAACCUUGUUAAAUAAUCCUGAUGAAUUCGAAACCAUACCCACGUUGAAUCGAGUGCAGUUAAUCGACGACGCGUUUAGCUUUUCGCAAAUCGGCGAAUUGGAUUACGGAAUUACAUUUCAACUGUUAAAAUACUUAAAACACGAAAAAGAGUACGUGCCGUGGUUGGCCGCCCUGGGCGGUCUAGGUCCGAUCAAUCAAUUAAUGAAGAGGACUCCGAACCAAGGGUUAUUCCAAAACUAUAUGCAACGUUUGCUGGCAAAUUUGUACAAAAGAUUCGGAAAUAUGACCGUUGAACUUGAUGGGUUCGAAGAAAUACGUUUUAAAAAUCUCGUGAUUGCUCAAGCUUGCCGUCACAAAAUAAAGGACUGCACUGAACAAGCGUUAGCGUUAUUCAAACAGUGGAUGAAAACAAAUGACCCAGAUACUAAUAACAUAUUGCCUAGAGAACUGAAAACCAUCAUUUACUGUCAAGCGAUCAAAGCCGGUGGUGCGGAGGAAUGGGACUUUUUAUGGGAACGUUAUCAACGCUCUAAUGUCGGGUCUGAAAAAGCAAAAUUACUCUCAUCAUUAGGUUGCAGUUCGGAAACGUGGUUAUUGAACAGAUAUUUGAAUUGGACGAUCGGAGAAAACGCCAUUAUUCGCAAGCAAGACGCGAUAACGGUUUUCUAUUCCAUAGCAAGCAGCGACAUAGGAUAUUACGUGGCAAAGGACUUUUUGUAUCGAAAGAUUGCGGAUAUAUCUGAGUAUUUCCAACCGCGAGGUGACCGUGUCGGUAGAUACGUAAAAGUUAUAGGCUCUCAAAUGAAAACAAAAGAAGAAUUAGAAGAGCUCAAUACAUUUAUUAGCAAAUCAUCUGCUUACUUAAAAGGAGCUGAUUUGACCAUCAACCAGACAAUCGAGACUGUUAAAAUAAACACCGGGUGGACAUCGAAGUUUUAUCAUAAAAUUAUUAAUCACAUGGUAUAAAUGUUAUUAAAAUACCGAACACUAUUUGAUUUAUAUUAGA